Molecule: messenger RNA, 1116 nt
Organism: Maudiozyma barnettii
Lineage: Eukaryota; Fungi; Ascomycota; Saccharomycetes; Saccharomycetales; Saccharomycetaceae
Gene: MTM1
Product: Mtm1p
Exons: 1
Coding region: 1-1116 (371 amino acids)
Biological process (GO): mitochondrial transmembrane transport
Source: RefSeq, a predicted model, not a curated record
AUGGGUAACGAUGAUACACUAAGAUUAACUUUGGGAGAGCGCAUGCUAAGUGCAGUGACAGGCUCUCUCUUGACAUCACUCACUCUAACACCAAUGGAUGUUGUCAGAGUGAGAUUACAACAACAGGGAAUGCUUCCAGAUUGUACAUGUGAAGUUGCAAUACCUUCAAAGGAUGGUUUAGUUUCAAAUGUCUCUAAGUCUACCGAUCUUCAUUCAGUGAAGAGUUCUAAAUUGAAUGUUCCAAAAUUGGGAUUCCCUAAGAGCAAUAAGUUAUUUUGGGAGAAUCCAUGUUUCCAAGAAUUAAACUGUGUUAGUUCUUCAUUAAGAUUUACAGGUACGUUAGAUGCAUUCAGAAAGAUUACAAAUAUAGAGGGUAUUACGACACUUUGGAGAGGGAUUUCUCUUAAUUUAUUGAUGGCUGUUCCCUCAAACAUCGUAUAUUUCACUGGUUAUGAACAUAUUAGGGAUAUAUCGCCUCUUUCGAAGAACCAUGAAAAUUUAAACCCUCUGGUAUGUGGCGCUUUGGCAAGAAUCCUUGCUGCUACAAGUGUGGCACCAUUAGAACUAACCAAAACUAAACUUCAAAGUAUACCUAGAGCUUCCAAAUCAACGAAAAGUUGGACGAUGGUGAAGGAUCUAGUGGAAGAAACUAGACAGGAUAUGCAAAAGAAUGGUUCGUUGAGAGCGCUUUUCAAAGGAUUGAAUAUAACACUAUGGAGGGAUGUCCCAUUUAGUGCUAUAUAUUGGGGCACCUACGAGUUUUGUAAGAAAAAUUUAUGGAUGAAAAAUGAUGUAGCAAACAAUAAUAGCACAGUAAUACAUUUUGUAAAUAGUUUUGUUAGUGGUUCAGUCAGCGGUACCCUUGCGGCAAUCAUAACACAUCCCUUUGAUGUCGGUAAGACGAGAUGGCAAAUUUCCAUGAUAACAGAAAAUUCGCAAACUCAAAGUCCUCAACACCAAAGAAAUAUGUUUAAGUUUCUUGGGACGAUUGUUGAGAAUGAAGGUACUGCUGCUUUGUUUACCGGGUUAACAGCCAGAGUUAUUAAGAUUGCACCAAGUUGUGCUAUUAUGAUAUCAAGUUACGAAAUAUCUAAGAAGAUUUUUGGAUCUGAAUGA